Molecule: messenger RNA, 4264 nt
Organism: Camelina sativa (false flax)
Lineage: Eukaryota; Viridiplantae; Streptophyta; Magnoliopsida; Brassicales; Brassicaceae
Product: chaperonin 60 subunit beta 4, chloroplastic
Biological process (GO): protein refolding
Molecular function (GO): ATP-dependent protein folding chaperone; ATP binding
Source: RefSeq, a predicted model, not a curated record
UAUCAUUCAUCGUUCAUCGAUUUAUUCAUUAGGAUCGUAGAAGAAAGUUUUUUUUAUGUAUGGGUUUUUGCUCCACUUCUCUUCUGUUGAAGAAAGGUUGGACCUUUUUUUUGAUUGUUUGUUUAUUGAAAUAGUAGUUAGUGUGUAAGCACCGUAUAGCCCCUUGCAUCUUCGAGUUUUUAUAGAUGCAAGGAACAAAUUCGAGAAAAGGGUACUCAAUUGGUGCAAUAUAUUGGCGUUUACGUUUCCUUGUUGUUGGGGAUGUUCAGUAGUUGAGCUUCUCAGAAAUGCGCAUUGGCCAAUAAGUAGAAUUACUUUUUAGUGCUGUUAGUUUAUUUAAAAUUCGUUACAUAGUGUUUGUUGAUUGGAUUUGGAAGGGAACAGAGCAUGAUGAUGAGAAAAUUAGCCUCUGAAUUCAUAAUUCAUGUUGAUAUAAUUAUUAUACAACCUUCAAAGUUCUCUGAAUUGCUCUGUUUCCUAUAUUUUUUUCGAUACGUUUUUGUUUUGCGUUCAAUUGAGUUGUUUGUUGUUUUUCCUGAGAAUGAUUCAAGUUUGAUCAGCACCUAAGAAAAUCAUAGUCUGUUUUAACAGAUAUAAUGUUUCAGACUACACGAGCAUGGUGCUAUAUGAAGUUUCUUCUAUGAGUUUUUAUCAUGCCAUAUUUAGCAGUCUGCUUUGAUAUAUGGCUUUAGCUUUUGAAGAUAUAUUUGUUUGUUUUUGGUAAUUUAACUCUGUAUGAAGCCGAUUGAAUCUCUUGUUCUAUAGUACAAUGUAGUUGAAUCUAAAAGUUAUGUGGUAGUUGAUAUGUUACGUUAAUAAAUGAGCACAAUCGAGAUGGAAGAGUAGUGCACAAACAAAGAUGCCUUGAAUUUGACAUUGUAUUUAAAGACCCAUUGUUUUAGACCCAGAGAAUAAAAACGCAUGAUCAAGAGAUGGCCAAUGGCUAUAUUGAUUCUUUUUGGGGAUGUAGUCAAGAGACCCUACUGAAUUGUGAAGGGUGCUCUAAAGUCAGUGAUUUGUGUCGUGUAGUAUUAGUUUCCAGGGAGGAUUGGUUUGGAACUGGAUCUGUCAUGGCUGAGAGGUUGAGUAUUAGUAUUAGAUUCAAAGAGUAUUGGUUUGGUUUGGAAUUGUAUCUGUCAUGCCUGAGAGUCGAAGUAUGAUUUGGUUUUGAUACGUGUAGCUAUCUUUCUGCAGUAUAGAUUAGGUUGGAAAAAAAACAAGCUUUAGUGCUGUUCACAUGAUACAGUUUAGCUUUCUGAUUAGGUGAAAGUGCUGCAGCAUUGGGAUAGAGAAGAUAGACAUAGCCUUGAGAUAGUUCUGGAUGUAAUCAAUGGUUAUCGAUUUGUUGAAAUGACGCUGGUUCUGCACAGAAAUGAGGUUGCUAGUAGCUGGGGAUCCAAGCUGAAUGUUGUAACCGGUGCUUGAGAUCCUUGGUUUGGCUGAGUGAUACGGAAGAAGAAGAAGAAGAAGAAGAAGAUGUGCUUUAUUAAUCAGAUGAUUUGAAUGGCUAGAGAAAAAAUGUAGUGGACUAGUUUUGAAUUCAGAUUGAAGUGGUAUUCGAUAAAGACUAUAUCGUGACUACUGUUAUCUAUUGGAUACUAUAAAACAUUCAUUCAAACCAAUAUUCUUUGAAACAUUUGCAAGUGAAACCAAGACAUGCUACUAAUGUACCUUUAGUUACAUGAAAAAUUUGUGUGCUGUGAGUAUUGGUUUCGUUCCUCUGUUGGGCCCUAACCAACAAAAUUUUGUUACUACGACUGGUCCAACACCAAAAUCCAAAAGGAUACGAAGAGAUAUGACAUCUUUUUCCCACCUUAUAAUUUUGUUACUCACAGAAACUGAUACUUCUUUUUGUGGUCCUUGCUCGGUUCAACUGCAAUGGCUUCCUCCCAAGCUGCACUCUCUGCGUUGCCUCUUGCUGAUCGAAAUUUCCGUAAAAAGCCUUCUUCGUCUUCAAAUUUCGUCUUUAGAGCAAGAGCUGCUGCAAAACAAGUUCACUUUAACCGUGAUGGCUCUGUCACCAAGAAGCUUCAGGCAGGUGCAGAUAUGGUGGCUAAGCUAUUGGGCGUGACAUUGGGUCCUAAGGGACGAAACGUGGUGUUGCCGAACAAGUACGGACCUCCCAAGAUCGUCAAUGACGGUGAAACAGUUCUCAAAGAGAUUGAAUUAGAGGACCCUUUAGAGAAUGUUGGAGUGAAACUUGUGAGACAAGCGGGUGCUAAGACUAAUGACCUUGCUGGUGAUGGUUCCACUACAUCUAUAAUUCUUGCUCAUGGCCUUAUUACUGAAGGUAUUAAGGUGGUUUCUGCUGGAAUAAAUCCUAUUCAAGUUGCCCGCGGUAUUGAGAAAACCGCAAAAGCUCUUGUUUUAGAGCUCAAGUCAAUGUCCAGAGAGAUUGAAGAUCAUGAGCUUGCUGAUGUUGCAGCAGUUAGUGCGGGGAAUGACUACGAAGUGGGAAACAUGAUUUCCAAUGCUUUUCAACAAGUAGGGAGGGCUGCUGUAGUAACAAUAGAGAAAGGAAGAUACCUUGUGAACAAUCUUGAGAUUGUGGAAGGAAUGCAGUUUAAUCGUGGUUAUUUAUCGCAAUACUUUGUCACUGAUCGAAGGAAGAGGGAAGCUGAAUUCCAUGACUGCAAGCUGCUUUUGGUUGACAAGAAAAUAACAAAUCCAAAAGAUAUGUUCAAGAUAUUGGAUGCUGCUGUUAAAGAGGAGUUUCCAGUUCUUAUAGUUGCCGAAGAUAUCGAACAAGACGCUCUUGCUCCUGUUAUUAGGAACAAACUAAAAGGUAACUUGAAGGUUGCAGCCAUUAAAGCUCCUGCCUUUGGAGAGCGCAAGAGUCACUGCUUAGAUGAUCUUGCAAUCUUUACUGGAGCUACCGUGAUCAGAGAUGAGAUGGGACUGAGCUUAGAAAAGGCUGGAAAGGAGGUCUUAGGAACAGCAAAAAGGGUUCUUGUUACUAAAGAUUCAACACUGAUUGUUACAAAUGGAGACACCCAGAAAGCAGUUGACGAAAGGGUUUCUCAGAUUAAAAAUCUUAUCCAGAACACCGAGGAGAGUUUUCAGAAGAAGAUCCUCAAUGAAAGAGUAGCGAGAUUAUCUGGUGGAAUUGCAAUAAUCCAGGUAGGUGCACAGACACAAGUUGAGUUGAAGGAUAAACAGCUAAAAGUUGAAGAUGCCCUGAAUGCAACUAAGUCAGCAAUUGAAGAAGGGAUUGUAGUUGGUGGUGGUUGCGCCCUCUUGCGACUGGCUUCAAAAGUGGACAAAAUCAAAGAUACCCUUGACAACUCGGAACAGAAGAUUGGAGCUGAAAUAUUCAAGAAAGCGUUGAGCUACCCCAUAAGACUCAUAGCCAAAAACGCAGGCACAAAUGGAAAUAUCGUCAUAGAAAAGGUGUUAUCGAACAAAAACACUAUGUACGGUUACAAUGCUGCAAAGAAUCAAUAUGAAGAUCUGAUGUUGGCUGGUAUAAUCGAUCCAACCAAGGUUGUAAGAUGUUGCUUGGAACACGCUGCAUCAGUGGCUCAAACCUUUCUGACAUCGGAUUGUGUUGUAGUUGAGAUCAAAGAAAUCAAACCCAGACCAAUCAUUAAUCCACCAUUGCCUACUUCUCCUCCAGCUACCUCCUCCAUGUUCCCUGACAGAAAACUGCCAAGAUUUCCUCAAAUUACGCCAAGAACUCGAAGCCACUUUCCAAGAAAGUAGGAAACAGUCGUAGAAAACUGUCUUUACUUUAGAAAAAUACAUUAACAUGGGAAGUCACAUACUCACAUUUAAUGUUAUCUCCAAACAUUACUCAACGUGUAUAUAUAUCUAUCUGUGUACGUAUAUGUAUACACGAGGGUGCUCUGAUAUUGCGCUAAAUGUCAUAAGCUCUGGUCAUCUCAUAAACGUGUCAAUGCGAGGCUUUCACUUUCUUCAUUGAAUCAUUUGUAACUUUAUCCUCUAAACAACGUAAGCUGAUAAAACUUCAAUAGAAAAGACGAAGAUGAUGCUCAUAAGCUUGCAGACGGCAAUGGAUCUGAUCGUCGCCGGAAUCUCUCUGAUGGUCGGAUUAGGGUUCUUCGCUCUCAUCGCUUCAAUCCUCUGCUCCGUCGCCUUCUUCCACCAUGCCAAAGCCGCUUCUUCUUGACCAUCAAAAAAUCCGUAGAGAGAAUUGAACAAACUAAGGAAGACGAAGAGCUCAAGCUUGUACAACAACAAAGUGUAGUUUAAAAGACGUUGUAAUCUGUAGAAUUUACGAAAUUAAAAUUUAUAAAGUUUCCAA